Molecule: messenger RNA, 957 nt
Organism: Epinephelus moara (kelp grouper)
Lineage: Eukaryota; Metazoa; Chordata; Actinopteri; Perciformes; Serranidae
Product: odorant receptor 131-2-like
Exons: 2
Coding region: 1-957 (318 amino acids)
Biological process (GO): G protein-coupled receptor signaling pathway
Cellular component (GO): membrane
Molecular function (GO): G protein-coupled receptor activity
Source: RefSeq, a predicted model, not a curated record
AUGAACACAUCAUCUGCCAAUGUGACUGUGGUUGUACAGUCUCGAGACUCCCUCACCAAAGCUGUGACCAAGAAUGUGAUUGUUGUGCUUCUCGGGAUCUUCAUCAACUACAUCAAUGGAGGCCUCAUUCAAACCUUCUGCAAACACCAGAUCUUCUACAUAAAUCCUCGGUACAUCCUUUUCAUCCACCUGGUGGUCAACGACACGAUCCAAUUGACGCUAACCAUCAUCCUGUUUGUCAUCAGCUACGUUCUCCACAAAAUAAAUGUCUCCAUCUGCUGCAUCUUCAUCCUGAUUGCUAUUUUCACCACUGCAAACACCCCUCUGAACCUGGCCUGCAUGGCAGUGGAGUGCUUCAUCGCCAUCUGUCUUCCCCUUCGCCACCCGCAUAUCUGUACAGUCAAGAGGACACUGAUGUUGAUCGGUUUAAUCUGGGCAACAAGUGUGUUGUCUGCUCUUCCUGAUCUCUUCUUCACUUUGGCCACAGAACCACAGGACUUCUUUCAUUCCAGAGUCUUCUGUGUUCCACAAACUGUCUUCCCAAACCCCCUCAUCAUCAAGAAGAGAGAUAUCUUGUACUCAGUUUUUCUAGUUCUGGUUUGGGUCACUAUCUUUUACACUUACUUCAGAAUUCUGUUCACUGCAAAAACAGCUAGCAAAGAUGUUACAAAGGCCAGAAACACAAUCAUCCUCCAUGGAUUUCAGCUGCUGCUUUGUAUGGUAACAAUCCUCCAUGGAUUUCAGCUGCUGCUUUGUAUGGUAACAUAUGUGGCCCCCCAGAUCAAACAGGCUGUGCUGCAAGCGUUCCCUAAGAAUUAUUCAGACUCCCUGUUCGCUUGUUAUAUUAUUAUACAGGUCCUGCCGCGAUCUAUUAGUCCCAUCAUCUAUGGCAUACGAGACAAGACUUUCAGGAGGUAUCUGAAAAGGUAUGUGUUGUGGAAAAUAACCCCACAGUAA